CUUUAACCGUGAUUCUUGACAACAACAAAAGAGAAGAUGAUGGACGAUUUCAACAAAAUUUCACAAUACAUCGAUCCAAAGAAUCAGACUACAUUCACUUCUGGCUUGCAUGUCAACUUUAGGAUCAAAAGCGAUAAUCUCUCAAGUUCAAAGAAGAAAUCAUUGCGGCGCUUUCUUGAUACAGCCUCGUUAGCGAAUCAAUGCUGUAUCAUAUGUUCGCAAGCCAACCUUUUUGGUCAAAAUGAGAGCUGGCCAAGAGUAGACUGCGUGAUCAGUAAAGAUUUUGAGCGCUGUCUACUCUGCUUCAUGCUGGACAAGACCCAAGCAGCAUGCGGCGUAAACAAGACUUGCGGACCUAGCAAGGAUACCCAAAUUGAGCCAAAGAAAGGUGAAUCAAGUACUCGCCCAAAGCCUAGGCCAAGAAUGAGGGAGCCUAUCCCUAAAGGUCGGCGAAUUUCUUCCUCUCCUGAACCGGUCGCAACGACGAGCAAAAAGAGGAAAGGAAAAGAACGAGAAAGGGAUCAAAUACAAUCUGACCCGUCAAAGGAGACUUCUUCUUCCUCAUCUGCCAAACGAAGGAAAACAAAAAAUGUAAGAGAACGUAGUGAAGCCCAUCAACAUUCUGAAAAAUGCUCAUGUUGCUCUUGUGUCAAUCAUUUAGACAGAGCAUUUCAACAAAUACGACAAAUAGAACGCGAAAAGUUUGAGCAAAAAGAGAACAUGACCGCUAAAAUAAAAGAUCUGGAGCACUUAAUUGAGAAGAAAGAUCAAACAAUCGUUUCAUUGAAACGCAAGAAAGUAAGUGAUGUGGAUUAUGUGGCAAAUUUACGCAAAGAAAAUGAGAUAUACAGGGCGAAAGAUAGAUCCGCAAGAAAGCGCAUAUAUGAGCUUGAGAAGGCUUUGCGGAAUGUGAAAAGGUGUACAAAGAACGUAUGAGAUUGAAUAGUGCUUGAGAGAAUUUGUACCAUGAGCCUGAGGGGCUAUACCUCACCAAGAAUGAGAGCAAGUAGUCUAGAGCGAAUGACGAUAAAUGCUUCUGCCAACAUUACGCGCUCUCAAAC
This is a messenger RNA of Meira miltonrushii, 1061 nucleotides long. RefSeq lists its product as uncharacterized. Bases 37 to 936 code for a protein of 299 amino acids. The transcript has a single exon. The record is from RefSeq and is a predicted model, not a curated record. NCBI's taxonomy places the organism in Eukaryota, Fungi, Basidiomycota, Exobasidiomycetes, Exobasidiales, Brachybasidiaceae.